Molecule: messenger RNA, 1486 nt
Organism: Triplophysa rosa
Lineage: Eukaryota; Metazoa; Chordata; Actinopteri; Cypriniformes; Nemacheilidae
Exons: 6
Coding region: 165-1097 (310 amino acids)
Source: RefSeq, a predicted model, not a curated record
GGCAAGUUUACCUGUGAGUACACUGCUUGCGCAGCCUUAACACAAACUGCGGUUUAAUAAUAUUGGUAAAAUUGGUCUUCUGCUAUAAGAAAUCUUUAAUGUUCCCGACCAAGUCUUGGUCAAAUGAAUGUCGUUAAAGGUGGUGUCAUCACAACUGGUGCAUUAUGGGUCAUUGGAGGCCUGUAUCUGUCCUGAGAGGUCACCUGUCUCGACAUCCUCCUGUUGUUGUGUUUUUCUUGUGCUUGCUGAUUCUGUCCAUAACUUUUGUUUGUAUUGGGCUUUACUCUCAGUAUCACGAUAUAAAGAACCCAGAUAUAAGUUUAGGCUGGAACCAGGUUUUGGGUUCUAUUGCGGGUUUCCAAUUCUGCACACAUUUGAACGAUACAGAUGCACAUCUGGAGGAAGACUCCCCUCGUAUGGUGGAACAUGCACACAGAAUUACAACAAAUGUUUCCAUGAGCACUUCUCAUGUUUCUGUCCUGGUACCUCUGGUGCUGAUGGGAAACGUCCCAGCUGACAGCGUUGUCAGUGCUACAAUGUUGGGCAGCCAGCUGGGUGUAAAAGGAGCUCCAGCAAAAACAUCUGUGAAUGUUUCAUUUCACCUGCACCCUGAUGUUCCUAACAACCAGACUCUUGGUGGGACACAUACUGGACCAUCCUUGAUCUGUCUGCAGCUCACUGCCCUGACCCACGUUCUUCCUCAGACUCCGUCACCCCCAGAAUGCUCAUUGACGAAGAAUGUAGAUGAGACCACAUCACUUGUCAGAGCAGUUGCCAUAGAAACGUACGAGCAUGAUUCACCACACUGCUUUAGUCUGGGGUUCACAGCAGAUCCACACCUGACGGUCUUGCUCACGCAGGAGGAAAAAGCCAUAUGUAGGUAUCAUCUGCUGUUGGUCAGUGUUUCACUGCUGGUCAUCUGUGUCCUGAUGACUCUCUGUGGAACAUGUUCAUCAAAAUCUCAUUCUUACCAGGCGAAUGAUCUCCAAAAGGUAGUUAUUUUGGGCUCUGUAAACCUUACAAAUACACAAAGUAGACCUUUGUCAUCUUUUAUAUUCAACGCACACUUUAAUUUGAGUUGUUCUUGUAGUUUGUGAAAAUGUUAUGUUAAAUAUAUAUUCAAUUCAUAGGAAUCACUGCUGAGCCCAUGAAGAACGGGAACAUAUGAAGACCUGGUGCUUUUAUUAAAAAGGCAACAUCUGGACAUUCAGAUUUCAUUUUCCCAUUCCCGCAACCAACCGGUGUCCACGUACAUAUUCAUUUCAUGAAUAGUCGAAGCAUUGUGUAACAGUGUUUGAGGGUUAAAUUCCACAAAGACAUAACCAGGAAUUGACAGUUGUCAUUAAACUUUACUCUAAGAGUAAGAUGGAAGAUUAUGGUUAAAAAUGUAUAUUGCUAAUGCCAUAAAAUAAGGAUUGUUGAAAUUCAUCUUAUAUAAUUGUCGUGCCUUUUUGAAAUGGAAAAAAUAAAGGGUGUUUGACCAUGA